Anguilla anguilla (European eel) is the source of this 3940-nucleotide messenger RNA. RefSeq names its product nuclear receptor subfamily 2, group F, member 1a (gene nr2f1a). The coding region runs from base 825 to 2063 and encodes 412 amino acids. The transcript has 3 exons. Gene Ontology annotation, molecular function: nuclear receptor activity; zinc ion binding; RNA polymerase II cis-regulatory region sequence-specific DNA binding. NCBI's taxonomy places the organism in Eukaryota, Metazoa, Chordata, Actinopteri, Anguilliformes, Anguillidae. The record is from RefSeq and is a predicted model, not a curated record. Gene Ontology annotation, biological process: negative regulation of transcription by RNA polymerase II; cell differentiation; anatomical structure development.
GAUUAUCAGUUGCCAGCAGCCCCUCUCUUGGCUCCUUGACACGAGCACCAUAUAAGGCGCAGCGAUCUCCAUAGAAACGUGUCAGUUUCAAUAGUAGUGUCAAAGUUCACUAUAUACAGACAUUCGCGCAGAUCCCCGUUUCGGAAACAUUGCUCUGCUGGUCUUCCCGUUUAAACGCAUUCAUUUUUGGGUCUCUCCUUCUUGCAUAUUCUAUUAGUUGUUGUUUUUUCUUUUUAUCUUUUCUCUUUCGCUCCAUUCCUGCUGGAGAGGUGAAACUACAGGGGCACUUCGACGACGCCGUUUUGUUGGUCCAGAUGAGUUUUAUUUUGAAAAUAUAGACAUAAAAUUCCGCUCUUCAGUUUUUUCCUCUCUUCCACCAGUGAAGACAGGAGUAAGGGACAAGGAAGAAAAGAAAGGGAUUUAUUUCACGCCAGACUUUGGAUCGUUUUUUUCUUUUUUUUUUCUUACACAAUUCAUUUUUAUUUCUUCGUCUCGGUGAAUCGGUCCUGCCUCGUAACUGGUUAUUUUAAACCAAACUGUAAUUGUUACCUCUCGUGCGCUCUUUUUACCAAGAUUGGGUUCCUGAAUGGCUGACUGCAAUUUACCUUGGAACUGGCCUCCCGAUACUUGCAUAUCCUGAUCGGGUGCCUUUUCGAUCGCCACUUUGUAUUUUGAAUGUAUUGAUUGUCCUAUGCUCACACUUUCCUAUGUGAUCGCCUGCUUCGGUUUGACUUUUCACAGUCGUUUAUUUGAUAUUACCUCUUGUUCCACGUACAAGAAUCCCAGCGAUUAGUUCGCUUUAUAGCACUUUUCGGGCCCGAGAUAUGGCAAUGGUAGUUAGCGUCUGGCGAGAUCCGCAGGAAGACGUGGCCGGAGGAACUCCGAGCGGCCCGAAUCCAGCAGCUCAGCCGGCUAGGGAGCAACAGCAGGCGGCGUCGGCAGCUCCACACACUCCGCAAACCCCGAGUCAGCCAGGACCCCCUUCAACGCCAGGGACUGCUGGCGACAAGGGGCAGAGCCAAAAUUCUGGACAGAGUCAACAGCAUAUUGAAUGUGUGGUUUGCGGAGACAAAUCCAGCGGCAAGCACUACGGUCAGUUCACCUGCGAGGGAUGCAAAAGUUUCUUCAAGAGGAGUGUCCGGAGGAACUUAACGUAUACAUGUCGUGCCAACAGGAACUGUCCCAUCGAUCAGCACCAUCGUAAUCAGUGCCAGUACUGCCGACUGAAGAAAUGUUUAAAAGUGGGCAUGCGGCGGGAAGCGGUUCAGCGAGGAAGAAUGCCUCCAACCCAGCCGAACCCAGGCCAGUACGCACUGACGAACGGGGACCCUCUGAACGGUCAUUGUUAUCUCUCCGGAUACAUCUCGUUGUUACUCCGGGCCGAGCCUUACCCGACCUCCAGAUACGGGAGCCAGUGCAUGCAGCCCAACAACAUAAUGGGCAUCGAGAACAUUUGUGAACUGGCUGCUCGCUUGCUCUUCAGCGCCGUGGAAUGGGCAAGGAACAUCCCUUUCUUCCCCGACCUCCAGAUCACAGACCAGGUGUCACUUCUCAGGCUGACGUGGAGCGAGUUGUUUGUGCUUAACGCGGCUCAGUGCUCCAUGCCCUUGCACGUGGCCCCUCUGCUCGCCGCGGCUGGCCUCCACGCCUCUCCAAUGUCCGCGGACCGGGUCGUGGCUUUCAUGGAUCACAUUCGUAUCUUCCAGGAACAGGUCGAGAAGCUCAAAGCCCUUCACGUCGAUUCGGCAGAGUACAGCUGCAUCAAAGCAAUAGUCCUCUUUACGUCAGACGCUUGUGGCCUGUCAGAUGCGGCUCACAUCGAAAGCCUACAGGAGAAGUCUCAGUGCGCCCUUGAGGAAUACGUGAGAAGCCAAUACCCAAACCAGCCGAGCCGUUUUGGCAAGCUCUUGCUGCGGCUGCCGUCUCUCCGCACCGUCUCUUCAUCAGUAAUUGAGCAGCUGUUCUUCGUCCGCUUGGUAGGUAAAACUCCUAUUGAAACCCUCAUAAGGGAUAUGUUGUUAUCCGGGAGCAGCUUCAACUGGCCUUAUAUGUCCAUCCAAUGAUCCGAGCGAGAAAGUGAAAAAACACCACGAACGUAAAAGGACCAAAAGCAACCUGAAUAAGAAGACUAUAUAUAGGACCUCAUUUCUGAACACCGUAGAAGACAAGACUUUGCCCCCAUUUUAUUUUAUUUUUUAUUUUUUUGAAGGGGGGGACUGAGAUCUGAGAUGGAAUACAUUAUGUACAGAAAAUAAGGAAUGGACUUACUCUUGUGUAAAUCCACUCUCAUCUACAAGCAAACGACUUUUCAUUUUGUAAAAUACUAGUCUUUAUUUUCUUUUUUGUAAAAAAAAAAUACAAAUAAAAUGAAAAACAUCGUAUGCGCAGUAAAAAGAAUCAAGACCUAGCGGGAAAAUGUUUCCGAGCAAAUUAUAAGAAAUGUCCUGUGUCUAUGUAUCUUUCUCUGUUUUGUAUAUUUCUGGUUCUAAACCAGGUUUUCUGUGAUUCUAUACUAAUAAUUUUUGAUAUAACCUUUUGCUUCUUAUAAUGAGUGCGAUAUAUGUUGUCGAAGCUAUGUUCUCCAAGAAUUAAAAUUGAAGUGAGAAUUUAAAACAGAAAAAUAAAGAAAGUUAGACAUAAGAAACGGUCUAAUCGCUAUGACAAUAUUAUCACUGAUGGUUGACCUGCCAACUACAAUUGAUGCUACGGACGUGCAACGGCGAACUUGACCUCAUGGACAUUUUGAGGAGAGGACACACCUGAAACUUUUCCUGGUUAUAGCCUAAGUGUGUUUGGAGUCGAUCAUCAGUUAAAAAAAAAAAGGAAAAAUGAAAAGACAUAAAAGAAAAUUCAAAAGCACUUUUAAUAUAUCAUUUCAAAUACAUUUUGUUUGUUUCGUCUUGAAAUUUUCAUUGUUUCUUGGAUUUUAUUGGUUGUUGCCUCGAUUUGCAUAUUCCAUGAUACAGCUUUUUCAGCAGGAUCCGUUGGUAAGAGUUGUGUGAUGGUGACUGUACUAUUAAAAACAAGUAGGCAACAAUGUCUUGUUCUCAAGAAUUUUCAUGUGAUGCGCGAGUUGGAACAUCUCUAACCGACUGGCGGCGGAGUAACCUGCAAAGCGCAAAACCAAAAAUUACAUAAGGGAUACAGGCCCUUUAUUAGGCCCGUUGUCUUCACGUAGACUCCAUCAACGUUUGGUCCCUUCUUUAAAGCCUUUUAACAUAUUGAUGCUGAAAAAAUCCAAAGCAUUGGCCUUUACCAUCCACCUGUACCCUUUUUAUGGAAGCGUUUAUAAAUGUAUUUUGUUUAGACGCAGGCUUUGUUCAAAUGGGGGAAUGCCCCUGGGUUUUGAAAAUUACUGAAGUGGAUUAGAAGUGUGGUUGUCUGUGUAAGGUUUCACGCGCAUACAGACGUGGGUUCAUGGAAACUCAUGGACACACGAAUACGUGCAGGAGCUGGCGUUUGCGUUGUUGGGUUGUGUUGUUAGCUACUGGUGCAAAUCGCCGUAGCUGCUUCAGCGUAUGAAUGUUUAAUAUUUUCCCAGACAGCACUGGAAGAAUGCGCUCUGUCGAGGGACAUUUUCCCCAUCAUAUCAAUUUAUUGCGGAUCUUCCAAUCCACCUUAUCCGGAGAAACUAACGACAACGAAGCGAAGCACCAGUCCAGUUUUAACCAUUGUUUUUUUGUUAUCCUUCUCAUUUUGACUGAAGCGCUGCAGGAGUAGGUUCAAUAAAGAACGGCAGUAAUAUAUGUGGAUGGGAAAUGUGUAAAGUCGGUCGGUAUGGAGACUGAAGCCUUGUAAGGGUUAGCGGGAAAGCCAAGUGCACAAACAAUGUUAAGAACUGUCAGGAAGGACGUCUCAUUAAAAUGUUUGGGGAUCCACCCUUUGUACUUCGUUUCCUAAAAAUAUCAUGAACAUAUUAAUAAACAUUUCGUAUUAAGAA